GGUUAUGUUGAAAUGUUGGCAGCAGACGACAGACAAGCUGAAAAAAGCCUAACUUCACGAAAGAAAACAAAAAUAGCAAAGGAAAAUCUUGCUUCCUCCAGAUUUCAUUCUGUCAAACCGACUUAAGAUUGCCUUCGUAUUCAAUUUACUGCCAAGCAAUGGAAUCGAUGGAUCCUGAUAUUUUGAAAGACGCCGACGAUCCUUCCUUAGGCGGACCUGACGAGUCGGUCGACGUGUCUAUUGAGGAGGACUCAAAGGUGACCGCAGACGAUGAUUCCAGUGAUAGUAGCUCUAUGGGAGGCGACAUGAUGGACGAACACCCAGGCGGCAACACGCAUUCACUUCUGCAGGCCAGGGACAGCGACGGAGGCACGGAUUCAGGAGAGGAUGAGGAGCCAACACCUGUCAACAACAGCAGCUUCGCCAACGACCCUAUGGAGACUUCUGCAAAUUCGUCUUUCAACAUAGUGAAGGAAGAGGUUUUGGAUGAGAACUACGAUGAAGAAGAAGACAGAUCGCAGCCCAAUCUUUUGCUCCCCACACUUCCAAAACCAGAACCUACGAUAUCACCACCUCCAGCAAAAAAGGCCAAGAAGAGGGAAAAGACAAAAAAAGAGAUCGAAGAAGAGGAAAGGGAGAAAAUGCAAGUAUUGGUUUCCAAUUUCACUGAAGAUCAACUUGAUCGGUACGAGAUGUUCAGACGUGCUGCCUUUCCCAAAGCUGCCAUUAAAAGGAUAAUGCAAACAAUAACUGGUUGCUCUGUAUCACAAAACGUAGUGAUUGCAAUGGCUGGAAUAGCAAAAGUCUUUGUUGGAGAAGUUGUUGAAGAAGCUCUGGACGUUGAGGAAAAGAUGGGUGAAAGUGGACCAAUUCAGCCUAAGCACUUACGAGAAGCCGUACGACGGCUUCGUUACAAAACAUCCAUUCCAAAUACAAAGCCAAGGAAAAUCGCCAACUUGUGAUGUAAGCAAGGUAAUUUCAUUUAAGCUCUGGUUGCGCAAGCAACUUUGAAGACUGGCUUGAUUUUACGGAAGCCGUUGGGUUAAGCUUUUGUACAGACAAACCUUUGGGGCUUCCGUUUGAUACUUUCUCAAGCCAUGGUGUGUGUCAGCUGCUGCAACGCAAUUAGUGGUUUCUAAGAACAUGUUCGGGUGUGUUAAGUGAGAGACGGAAACUGUAUUAUUCAUCAAAUAUAACAUCUCUUUAUUGAUUUCUUAUUUGA
This is a messenger RNA of Neocloeon triangulifer, 1222 nucleotides long. It is a transcript of the gene Taf11, whose product is annotated as transcription initiation factor TFIID subunit 11. Gene Ontology annotation, biological process: RNA polymerase II preinitiation complex assembly; transcription initiation at RNA polymerase II promoter. Gene Ontology annotation, molecular function: protein heterodimerization activity; transcription coactivator activity. Bases 159 to 962 code for a protein of 267 amino acids. The transcript is spliced from 6 exons. NCBI's taxonomy places the organism in Eukaryota, Metazoa, Arthropoda, Insecta, Ephemeroptera, Baetidae. Gene Ontology annotation, cellular component: transcription factor TFIID complex; nucleus. The record is from RefSeq and is a predicted model, not a curated record.